AGGAGUGGUACUCGAGAGCGGGGCAUCGCAGUACCACAGUGGUUAUCGGGCUCUGAAAGGCGGCGUGAGUGAGUACGGUCGCGAGAGUGGAUGUGUGUUUCAUCAUGGCGUCCCUCUGAAUCGCUGGUGAACCUUUGGAUACUUCAAAGGUGGUUUGGUUUAAACUCAUCGUCUUCACAUUGACGAAAAUUCUCAACGAAUCCGAACGUGAAGUCCACCGGUGACCGUGAUGGGGGUCGCUGAGGACUUUGCACCGAGCUUCACCCAGAAGCCACAACUGCGGCAGGAGGAUGAAGGCAAUCGACUCGUGUUCGAGUGCAAGAUUCUGUCCUCUCCGAAGCCGGAUAUCACCUGGUUUCGCAGCGAGACGCAACUUGCCGAGAACAACCGGACUGUUAUGAAAAUUCAAACGGUGGGCACCAAUCUGUUCCUUGUGGUGCUCGAGCUGGACGAUGUCGUAGAAUCCGAUGCUGGACUUUAUAAAGUGAAAGCGAAGAACAAGAUGGGGGAAGUGGCAGCUUCGAUCAACUUAAACUUUAGUCCUGUGGAUGAGCCUAGAGAAAAACAAAUUGAUGGUCUUGCGCCAACGUUUUCAAAGAAGCCAGCAAUUAGACAAGAGGAUGAUGGGAAAAGACUGCUAUUCGAAUGUAGAAUCCAAGCAGAUCCCACACCUUCAGUUGUAUGGUCUCACGGCGGGAAUAUUGUUAAGGAUGAUGCCAGGCAUAAAAUGAAAGUUGACAAAGAUGGACAUUCGUAUUUCGCAUCGCUAGAGAUUAAGAACGUCACGAUUGAAGAUGCUGGCAAAUACAAAGUAACCGCAAAGAACGAGCUGGGAGAAAGCAACGCCACAAUCAGCCUCAACUUUGACAGUGACGAGGCACCAGUGCCAGAGGGUGGGUUCAAACCCACGUUUACAGAAAGGCCUGUCACAAGGCAGUCAGACGAUGGGUCCAGCAUUACCAUUGAGUGCCGAGUAGUAGGAGAUCCCAAGCCCACAAUCAUGUGGUACCACAACGGAAAGGCUGUGAAGGAAGGACCUCGUAAGAUCAUGUCCUUGGAACUGGACCAGAAGCUAUACUACAUGGCUCGGUUAGACAUCAAAAACGUUGAGAACACCGAUGGAGGGGAGUACAAGGCUGUGGCCACCAAUAAACUCGGAGACGCAACAGCAACGAUCAACCUGAACUUCGAGGAUGGCGGAACUCCUAAGAUACCAGAUGGAAAGCCACCAAGAUUUCCAAAGAAGCCAACAAUACAUCAAGACGGUGACAUCCUGGUGAUGGAAUGUAUGUUGGAGGCCAACCCAGUGCCCGAGAUCAUCUGGUAUCAAGGAACAAAAGUCAUCCUGGACACAAGUAGAAUCCGAAUGGUGAAGAAAGCGACCGGAAAAGACACUUACCUACUGAGACUGGAAAUAUCAAACCCCACCAAACAAGAUGGUGGCAAUUACCGGUGCAAUGCUUGCAAUAGUUUUGGGGAAAGCAAUGCUAACAUUGCUCUCAACUUCCAAGGUGGGGAUGAAGGAGCCGGUUUUGCGCCUUCAUUUAUUGAAAAACCCAAAAUCAUUCCAAAUGAAACUGGUACACUUAUUACGAUGCGUUGUAAGUGCACGGCGAAACCGAAACCUGUGGUGACAUGGUACAAGGGCACCAAGGCUGUUCAGGAGUCAUCGAAAAUCAAAAUGAGAAUGAUCGAACAUGAGGACACAUACGAAAUACUGUUAGAAAUUCAGGAUCCCAUAGGACCUGACAGUGGCACGUACAGGUGUCACGUCCAGAACGAGUACGGAGAAAGCAAUGCUAACCUCAACCUGAACAUUGAGGCGGAGCCGGAACCUGAGGGUGACCCUCCGACAUUUGUGGAGAAGCCUCGUAUCCGCUCGGAACAGAGCGGCAAGCUGGUGAUCAUGGAGUGUACCGUCUCAGCUAACCCUAAACCUGACAUCGUAUGGUACCAUGAGGGCAAACUGCUUACACAGAGUACCAAGAUUUCGUGGAAAAUGGAAGAGAAAGGAAAAGAUCUAUACUACAUAAGAUUAGAACUCAAGGAUCCCGGCAAGAUGGAUUCAGGACUUUACAAAUGCAACAUCAAGAAUCCCAGUGGAGAACUGAAUGCUAAUCUCACAUUGAACAUUGAAAUUGUGCCGGUGAUCAAGGAGAUACCGAAGGUGAUCACCAUCACCAAGAAGAAGACAAUCGUCAUUGAGUGCCGCGUAAUGUCCGUGUUUGAGCCCAAGUGUAUUUGGAUGAAAGAGAACACUGCUGUGAAAGAAGAUUCAAGACAUUCCGUUAGAAUUGAAGAACUCAAGGAGGGUGAAUACAGCGUGAAGCUGGAGAUGUCCAACUGCACCAUCGAGGACAAGGGCACUUACAAACUGAUCGCCAAGAACGAGAAGGGCGAAGCUCAGUCUCAGACUGUUACCAUCACGGAGAUUCCGACGGGCACGGCUCCUGUCAUCAAGGAGAAACUGAAAUCAGUGACUCUUACUGAAAGCAAGGAGGUUGAGUUCAGAGUCACUCUCUCCACAACAGACAAGACAACUAAGAUUACAUGGACCAGAAACUCCCAAACUUUGACCAACAACAAAGAUGUAUCCCUGUCAUUUGAUGGCCAGGUGGCCAAGAUGACCAUUAGUAAGGUGACCAAGGAACUUACUGGUACAAUCAAGGUUAUUGUGGCUAACGAGUUUGGCCAAGAUGAGUCCACUGCAGAACUUGUACUAGAGGAACAAGAGGAAAAGAAGAAAAAGGUAGAGGAAAAGAAAAAGGUUGAGGAAAAGAAAAAGGUUGAGGAAAAGAAAAAGGUGGAAGAAAAGAAGAAGGAGGAAAAGAAGGAAGAAGUGAAAGAAACUAAGGUCGAAGAACUCAAGGUCACUGAGAGGAGAAAGUCAUCCAUAACUCAGAAAGAAGAAAUUGUGAAAAUACAAGAGGCCAAACGGAAAUCGAGCAAGGCAGAAAAUGGUCCAGAGGAGGUUGUGGAGACUAAAGUGGAACAGAAGUCCAAAGUAGAAAAGAAAGAAGAAAUUGUGCAGAAAAAGAAAGUAUUGAAACAAGAUGAUAUGAAUGGUGAUGAUAAGAUAGCUCCAGCUCCUGCAAAAAAGAAGAGUGUCGUCAAUGACACCCAGUCCAGAACUAACAGAGAAGAACCUGUAGUAGAGAGUCCGGAGGAGUCAGAAACAGAGAGUGAAGAGUCAGUUGUGGAAAUAACAAAAACUCAAGAGGUCGAUAAGAAACGCACAGACAGUAUAGCAAAAAAGGAGGAGCCCAAACAAGAACCUCCAAAAGUAAAAGAACCUCAGAAAAAGGCUUCCCAGGAGGAACCAAAACCAGAACCAAAGGCAACAGAGGCUGUGAAGAAAACAGUCAAAAAGGAAGAAGUAAAGCCUGAAACUCCUAAAGCGAAAGACACUGACAAGAAACCUUCUAUAAAGGAAGAAGCUAAGGAUGGUCAACCAAAACCAGAGGAACCGAAGAAAAAAGCAACUUCUAAGGAAGAAACAAAGCCCGAACCAACUAAACCGGAGGAAACCAGGAAACCAUCAGUCUCAAAGGAAGAGACUAAACCUGAACCGAAAAAGCCUGAAGAAACGAAGAAAAAGCCUAUUUCUGAGGAGGAGCCUAGUCCCCAAGUUCCGAAGGCACCCUCUGUACAAAAAGAACCUCAACCCAAGGAAGAGAAACAGCCAGAACCAAGCAAACCCGGAGAAGUCAAACCUAAAUCAGCCUUUAAGGAAGAGACAAAACCAGAACCAACAAAACCAGAGGAAACCAGGAAACCAACUGUGAAGGAGGAGCCUAGCCCCCAAGUUCCGAAGGCACCCUCUGUACAAAAAGAACCUCAACCCAAGGAGGAGAAUAAAUUGGAACCAGCAAAACCUGGAGAAAUAAAGAGGAAGCCUUCAGUUAAGGAGGAAGUGAAACCCGAGGCUCCCAAACCAGCAGAAACAAAGAAAAAACCUUCUGUUAAGGAGGAAACGAAACUUGAGCCUCCAAAGCCAGAGGAACCUCAGAGGAAACCUUCAAUUAAGGAGGAGGCCAAACUAGAACCUGCUAAACCUGGUGAAAUCCAGAGGAAACCAUCUAUAAAGGAUGAACCGAAGCCAAAAGAGAUACAAGAGGCUUACGAUGAGGACGGUUCAGACUCUAGUGACACCGAGAAAACCGAAGCCAAAGACGCUAAGAAGAACGGUGUUGCCAAGAAGAAAGAAACCAAGGAGGUUAAGGAAGAAGAGAGGAGAGCCUCAGUACAAUCUAUUACAGCAGAAGAAGCUGAAGAGGCAGAGAAAAAACUUGAACAGAAGAAAACAUCUGUAUCAACUGAGAAAAAACUGUCCGUAGCAGCCAAAAAAGAGGAAACUGUUGUCGAAAAGCUAUCGGAAAAAGUAGAAGUUGACAAAUCUGGUCAAAAAAUCAAAAAAGUUGAGGUUCUAGAGAAGAAGCCAAAAGUAGGAGGAGAGGCUUUCUUUAAGGUACAGCUGAAACCAACUAAAAAAGUCCAAGUUGAAAAGGUCAAAGAAGAGAAAAAGCAAGAAGUAACUGUAAAGAAGUUUGAAGCAACGAACAUUGAGAGGAAGGCAUCAAUCAAACAAGAAAUGUCGAAGAAGGAUACUAGUUUGAAAGUUACUAAAGAAAAGACAAAGGAAAAGACACCUGAAAUUCAGGAGAUGAAAAAUGGUUUGGCCAGUGAACCACCAAAACGCGAACCUGAACCGGUUACACCAGCUCCUGAACCAGCCAAACCAGCACCCCCCACACCAAAGAUCAAGCGCUAUGACCCAAUGGCAUUUAUCCCGAGUAGCUCCGAUGAAGAAGAAGAAGAAGACACAGUAGAUGAGUUACAAUCUAUAGGAAAGUCGAAGGUGCCAGAGAUCAAAGCACCUGAUGUACCUAAGAUCGAUGUGAUAAGGGAGAAAUCACCAGCAGCUGACAGGAAGGGUUCACUCGCUCCAGGAUCAGGACAGUCAAGUCGCAGAGGGUCCUUGAUCCCUCCUCCAGAGGACACUAAAGGCAGACGACCCAGUCUUAUCAUUAGUGACGAGGAAAAUAGGAAGCUGCGGCCUGGAGAGGUUGUGGAGGAAAAGAAGGUUGGAAAAUUGCGGCCCGGUGAAGUGUUUGACCCUAAGCGGAGACGUCCCAGCACUGAUAUGCGGCGACCAAGUGUGCAAGAACUGGAGGGUCUCAUCGACAAGCCUUGUACUCCACUGCGAGACAUCGGCGAUCCAGGUCCCCCGGCCAUUGUCGACGUCCAGGAGAGCUACUCUGCUGUUGAAGAUCAAACUGGAUACAUCACUGUCCAAGUGGAAGGAAAUCCAGCCCCAACAUUCAAAUUUUACAAGGGCAUGACAGAAAUCAUUGAUGGUGGUCGGUUCAAGUUCCUCACAGAGGGAGACACAAACUCAAUUACACUUUGUAUCCGGAAAGUCAAACCCAAUGAUGAGGGAAAGUACAAGAUCGUGGUGAGCAACUGCCAUGGAGAGGACUCGGCAGAAAUGCAGCUCUAUGUCUCAGAUUCUAGUGGAAUGGACUUCCGUGCCAUGUUGAAGAAGAGGAAGUACGCCAAGUGGGGAAAAGACAAGGAGGACCCUGAUUGGGGUGACCUGAAGGAAACUGAAAAACCAGUUCCAGCACUGAAGAAAGUUGAAAAGAAACAAGACAGUUUCCUGAAGCCACUGGUGGAUCAGCAUGCAAAGGAAGGAAAAGACAAGAAGGUUGUGUUUGAGUGCAUCUUCAGCAAGCCCAAUAGUAAACCAAAGUGGUUCUUGAGAAAGGAUGAACUGUUUCCGGGUUCGAAGUACAAGUUCAAAAAUGAGAAUGACGUUUAUACUUUGAUUAUCAGUACCCCAAAAGUGGAAGACACUGGAAAAUACACCAUAGAGAUUGCCGGAAUAAGCUGUACAGCUUUUCUCAACGUGGACGAGGCGGAUCCAUCAUACACAUUCCUCAGACCACUGAACAAAAAGACGGAGGGCUUCACAAGGCAUGAAACCUAUAUGGAAUGUACUGUGAGCAGUAGCUUGGCCAUUGUUUCAUGGUGGAAAGGCAAAACAAAGCUUACAGAAAGCGAAAAAGUAUCAAUAGAGAAGGACAUGUCAGGCAACUGCAGACUGACAGUGAAGGCUCUAGAGAUGGAAGAUGCUGGAGAUUAUUCCUGUAAGAUAGAGAAACAACCGGAUGAGACAACCACUGAACUCACUGUCAUCGAGUACCCGUAUAAGUUCGUGAAGGUACUUAAGAGUGUGACACAUGUUGAGAAAGAAACUAUCACUCUGGUCUGCGAGCUGGACGAUGCAGAAGGUGAUGUCAAAUGGACUAAGAAUGGUGAAGAACUGAAACCAGACAAAAGAAUCAGCAUCUCUAAGGAGGGCAGGAAGCGAAAGGUCACAAUCAAGGAUGCCAAGGUCACAGAUGCUGGACUUUACGCUUGUACCAGUAAUGCUGACCAGACUGAGGCUGAACUCAUUGUCAACUACCAGAACAGGUUCAACAAGAAGCUGAAAGAUACAACUGCUAUUGAGAGAGAGAAGCUUGUGCUUGACAUUGAACUCCAGGAUCAGACAGCAGCAGCUGAAUGGUUCUUCAAUGGUGAACCCGUCAAAGAAUCUGAAAGAGUGGAAAUCAAGAAUCUGGGAGGAGGUAAACACCAGUUGGUGUUCAACAAGCUGGAGAUGACUGACUCUGCCGAGAUCAUGUGCAAGUCUGGAGAAUUGACAUCUUCCUGCAAGCUGGAGGUGAAGAAGGGAGAGAGCAAACCCAUGAUUGACUUUGGUGAUUCAGUGGAUGCUCCAGCCAACCAUCCAAUUACCUUCCAAGUGCCCUUCAAAGUGUCGGGCACCAAACAAUCCCAGAUAGAGGCAAAGCUGGUGAAGGAUGGCAAACCCCUGCCACUGAAGGAGGUGGAGGUGGUUGUACACGAGGAGAAAGUCACAUACACAGUCAAGAAGCCUGCUCGAGGCCUCAGCGGCAAAUACCAGAUCAAGAUUUCCAAUGCCCAAGGCGAGGAUGUCAAAGACAUCAAGAUCAACAUGCAAGAUGUACCUCAACCUCCUCAAGAGAUCAAUGUUACGGACAUUUACCAGACCAGCUGCAUUGUGAAAUGGAAGCCUCCUGUGGAUGAUGGUGGUUCCACUCUCAUCCAGUACGUGAUUGAAAGGCAGGACUUGAGUGUCAAAGGAGGUUGGCAUAGCAUAGCUGAAGUUCCUGCCACUGAGCCCACAACCUUCCACGUGACAGACUUGAUUCACAAGAAGGAGUACAAGUUUAGGAUAAGGGCAGUCAACAAGAUUGGCUCUUCAGAACCAAACAUAUUUGCCAAACCUGUAUUGGCUAAAGAUCCUUGGGAUGAGCCUGGAAAGCCAACAAACGUAGAAGUUGUGGAUUGGGACAAGGACCAUGCAGACCUCAAAUGGACAAAGCCAGAAAAUGAUGGAGGAGCUCCUAUUACAGGCUACAUCAUUGAAUACAAAGAGAAGUUUGGCAAGGACUGGGUGGAAGGCAAGGUGAUUGAUGGAGAUGUCCAAGCCGCCACCAUCGAUGGACUGAAGGAGGGAACUCAGUACGAGUUCCGCAUCAAGGCUGUCAAUAAAGCCGGCCCUGGAGAGCCUAGCGAUGCUACAAAACCAAUCAUUGCCAAGUGCAGAUUUGUGAAACCUUUCAUUAUUGGAGAUGACCUGCAAAACAUAGUAAUAAAGAAGGGUCAAGUAAUCAAGUACGAUAUCAAAUACGGAGGUGAACCCGAACCUGAGGUGGUAUGGCAGCUGAAUGGUGUUGAAAUCAAGGAUGACAACGACAAGACAACAAUAGACAAGUACGAACGCAACACUGUGGUGACAGUGAGAAGAGCUGUCAGGGCCGACAGUGGCAAGUACAAGCUGAUCCUGACCAACAGUUCUGGGGUUUGCGAGGGUAUCGCUGAAGUUGUUGUUCUCGAUAAACCAUCCAAGCCUAUCGGACCUCUGGAGCCCAUUGAAGUGCGGGCAAACCACAUCACAGUGCAGUGGAACAAGCCCGAGGAUAAUGGAGGAUCUGACAUCACAGGAUACGUCAUUGAGAAAAUGGACAUGGACACCGGACGUUGGGUGCCUGCCGGAGAGGUCGGGCCUAAGACACCAGGAACAUUCAAACUGGAAGGAUUAACACCGAAAAAGAAGUACAAAGUCAGAGUGAAGGCAGUGAACAAGGAGGGAGAGUCUGAGCCUUUGGAGACCGAACAAGCCAUUGUUGCCAAGAAUCCUUACGACGAGCCUGGACGUCCUGGCAAGCCCGACAUCAUCGACUACGACAAUAAGAGUGUCACACUCAAGUGGAAGAAACCAGAGAGUGAUGGAGGCCGACCUAUUCUCCAUUACGUCAUUGAGGCCAAGGACAAGUUUUCCAUGGACUGGGAAGAAGUGGCCAAAACGGAUGACAACAACCCAGAGGGUAAAGUGGAAGGGCUGAAGGAGAAAAUGGUCUACCAGUUCCGGGUGAAGGCUGUCAACAAGGCAGGAGCCAGUGAGCCCAGUGAACCCACCGAUAACCAUAUCUGCAAGCACAGGAACUUGAAACCUCGCAUCGACCGAGACGGUAUGAAGAGUGUCACCAUCAAGGCUGGCCGCACAUACAAGUGGACCGUGGAUGUGUCUGGUGAACCCCCGCCAACACUGACAUGGAUCUGGCGAGACGGUAUCGCCCUGAUAACCACUGACAGGAUCAAGAUAGAGAAUGUUGAUUACCAAACAAACUUCAGCAUCAUCAAUGCCACUCGACGCGACACAGGCAAAUACACCUUGGUCGCCGAGAACGCUAACGGCAAAGACACUGAGAGCCUUGAGCUGACUGUGCUUGCCAAGCCUAGCCGCCCUGAGGGACCACUGGAAGUAUCCAACGUCACCAAGAACGGCUGCAAGUUAGCCUGGAAGAAGCCCUCCGACGAUGGAGGCACUCCAGUGAAGGAAUAUGAAGUGGAGAAGAUGGAUCUUGCCACAGGCAAAUGGGUGAGAGUGGGCAAGGUUCCGGGUGAUCGGGACAACCCAGAGAUGUUGAUCACGGGUCUAGAACCUGGUGCAGAAUACAAGUUCCGAGUGUCAGCCAUCAACGAUGAAGGCGACUCAGAACCGUUAGAGACCGAGCGAUCAAUUAUUGCCAAAAAUCCUUAUGACGAGCCUACUAAGCCUGGAACUCCCGUUGUUGUGGAUUACGACCACGAGAGUGUCAAACUGAAGUGGGACAAACCUGAUUCUGAUGGUGGAGCACCGAUUGAGAAAUACAUCAUUGAGAAAAAAGACAAGUUCAAGCCCGAUUGGGAGCCAGCAAUAGAGGUACCAGCAGAUCAGCUGUCAGCCAAGGUACCAGGUCUGAAGGAACAAGGAGAAUAUCAGUUCCGUAUCAUUGCUGUUAACAAAGCUGGUCCCUCACCUGCCUCUGACCCAAGCAAGAUGCAUCUUGUCAAACACAAGGCCUUGAAACCUAGAAUUGACCGCACCAAUCUAAAGAACAUUGUCGUAAGAGCCGGCAAGAUGGUCAAGUAUGAUGUCAACAUCCGAGGUGAACCGCCACCAGAAGUCACCUGGUUCCUGAUUGACAAGCCGACUGAUGUAGUGAUUGGUCAAGUGAAGUCAGAGGGUAAUGUUGAAAUCAUCAAUGUGCCCUACAACACCAAGAUCACAAUCAACGACUCCACCAGGAAGAACUCAGGUCUCUACAGAAUCGUAGCCGAGAACGCCUCAGGCAAAGAUGAGGCUGAUGUAGAAGUAACUGUUCUUUCUGCACCUUCAAGACCCAAGGGCCCACUGAAAGUACAAGAUGUUACGGCUAAUGGCUGCAAACUUAAGUGGGAGAAACCAGAAGAUGAUGGUGGCAAACCCAUCACAGCAUACUCCGUGGAGAAACUGGACUUGGCCACCGGCCGGUGGGUGCCAGUGGGGCGAACCACAGAGCCUGAGAUGGAAGUGAGGGGACUCCAAGAGGGCCAUGAAUACCAGUUCCGGGUCAAGGCCAUCAACGAAGAAGGAGAGAGUGAACCCUUGGACACUGAAAGUUCCACACUUGCUAAGAAUCCUUAUGACAUCCCAGGUAAGCCAGGUGUUCCCGAGUUUGUGGAUUGGGAUGUGGACAGAGUUGUACUGAAGUGGGCUCCUCCGAAGCACAAUGGUGGAGCUUCCAUUACCGGAUACAUCAUUGAGGCCAAGGAAAAGUUUUCUGCCUCUUGGAAUGAGAUGACUACCACAGAUAGUCCCACACCAGAAGGCACAGUGCUAGGCCUGAAGGAAGGCAACACCUAUCAGUUCAGAGUGAGAGCUGUCAAUAAGGCAGGGCCCUCCGAGCCCAGUGAUCCCACGAAACCUCACAUUGCCAAGGCGAGAAACUUGAGACCAUGGAUCAACCGAGAUAAGCUGCAGAAGGUGAUAGUCCGAGCAGGAGCGGUCGUGAAGUUUGAUGUGGACGUGAAGGGUGAACCUCCUCCAACCAUCACAUGGAACUUUGCUCACAACGAGCUCCAGAGUGGGAUGAGAAUAAAGAUUGAAAAUGAAGAUUACAACACCAAGAUUGCCAUCUCUGAGACCACCCGCAAGGACACUGGCAUCUACACGGUCAUUGCAGUCAACCCUAAUGGCCGUGAUGAAGCUCCUGUUGAAGUUGUCGUGCUCGACAAGCCUGGAUCUCCAGAGGGACCUCUAGAGGUAACCGAUGUACACAAGGAAGGCUGCAAGCUCAAGUGGGAGAAACCCAAGGAUGAUGGAGGCUUACCUCUCAGUGGCUACGUGGUGGAGAAGAUGGACACAGCCACAGGACGAUGGGUGCCGGCAGGAUUCGUGGACCCCACCAAGACCGAAUUGGAGGUCACCGGACUUGAACCUGGCCACAAGUACCAGUUUAGAGUCAAGGCCCAGAACGAGGAGGGAGAGUCAGAACCCCUUGAAACCGACACGGCCAUCUUAGCCAAGAAUCCUUACGAUCCACCUGGAGCUCCUGGCCUCCCAGAGAUUGUCGACUGGGAUGAACACAUGGUGGAACUCAAGUGGGAGCCUCCCUUCCGUGAUGGAGGUGCUCCUAUUACAGGUUACAUCAUUGAGAUGAAGAGUCGGUUUGACCCGAACUUCGUGAAGGCAGUAGAGAUCACAGGUGGGCAGUGCAAGGGCAAGGUUCCCAAGCUGGAGGAAGGCACACAAUACCAGUUCCGCGUGAGGGCAGUCAACAAGGCUGGUCCUGGUGAACCCAGCGAGGAGACCAACCCCCACACUGCCAAGCCCCGUUGGCUGAAACCAAGGAUUGACCGCACAAACUUGCAAAAUCUCGUCUUCAAGGUUGGCCACACUGCACUGAUUGACGUCAAUGUUUCGGGAGAACCCCCUCCAACUAUGACAUGGAUUUUCAAAGACAAGGAACUGAAGACAGAGGGAGCCAUCCGCAUUGACAAUAUUGACUAUAACACCAAGCUGUUGAUCAUGAAGGCAACAAGAGCAGAGAGUGGCAAGUACACCAUUAUCGCCAAGAACUCUGUUGGUGAGGACAGGGCUGAGAUCGACAUUACUAUCCUGGGCAAACCAAGCAAACCAAAAGGACCUCUGGAGGUCUCUGAUGUGACCAAGAAUGGCUGCAAGCUUAAGUGGAAGAAACCUGAGGACGACGGAGGCAGCCCAGUUGAGUACUACGAGAUCGAGAAGCUGGACCCCUUGACGGGCCAGUGGAUCCCCUGUGGCAAGUCCGUGGAGCCUGAGGCCAAUAUCACGGGUCUACAGGAGGGCAAGCCUUACAAGUUCCGUGUGCGUGCGGUCAACAAGGAGGGAGAGUCAGAGGAGUUAGAGACUGAUCAUGCCAUCAUUGCCAAGAAUCCCUUCGAUGAGCCAAGCAAGCCUGGCAGACCGAACCCCACUAACUGGGACAAGGACUUUGUGGACCUGGAAUGGACGAAACCUGUGAGUGACGGUGGAGCUCCCAUUGAGAAGUAUAUCAUCCAGAUGAGGGACAAGGAUGAGAGAGCAUGGGUGGAUGCCGGCACCGUCCCUGGUGACAGGACUUACGGGAAGGUGACAAAUGUUGUGGAAGGUCACGAGUACGAGUUCCGUAUUGUGGCGGUCAACAAGGCUGGUCCUAGCCCUCCUAGCGAUCCAUCAAAAUCUGUCAUCGCCAAACCACGAUUCUUGGCUCCCCAUAUCGACCGCAAGAACUUACAGAAGAAGAUAAUACGUGUUGGACAGACGCUGAAGAUUGAAGCCGAUGUCAAGGGUGAACCUCCUCCAAAGAUCGUCUGGUCAUUGAAGGACAAGUCCUUAUCCUCGGGCGAAAGACUGAGGAUUGAGAACGAGGACUAUAAGACAAAUUUCACCCUGGUGAAGGCUAAGCGAGCUGACACUGGCUUAUACAAGGUGACUGCCACCAACGACUCUGGCACUGACUCUGUGGAGAUUGAGAUCGUAGUUAUGAGUGCCCCCAGCAAACCCAAGGGUCCACUUAAGGUGGCAGAUGUGACUGCGGAGAGCUGCAAGCUCAAGUGGGACAAACCAGAAGAUGAUGGUGGAGCCCCUGUGGAGCACUACCUGGUGGAGAGAAUGGACGUGGAGUCAGGGCGAUGGGUUCCUGUCUGCACCACCAAGACCCCAGAGGCUGAGGUUGGAGGACUGCACGAAGGCAAGGAGUACCAGUUCAGAGUGAAGGCUGUCAAUGCUGAAGGAGAGUCUGAGCCUCUGGAGACUGACACCUCUAUCAUUGCCAAGAACCCAUUCAAUGAGCCUGACAGGCCAGGCAAGCCAGUGGCCAAGGACUGGGACAAGAACAAUGCCUACCUCAAGUGGGCUGCACCGGCCAGUGAUGGUGGAUCACCCAUCACUUCCUACAUCAUCGAGAAGAAGGACCAAUACAGUUCCAAGUGGCAGAAGGCAGUGGAGAUCACUGGUAACAAGUGCGAGGGCAAGGUGCCUGAACUUACGGAAGGUAUGAAGUACCAGUUCCGCGUGAUCGCUGUCAACAAGGGAGGUCAGAGCAAACCCAGUGAGCCCAGUGACCCCAUUGUUGCCAAGGACAGAAAUGUACCACCUCGCAUCGACCGCACCAACCUUAAGGACAUUAUCCUGAAGGCUGGACAGAAUCUAAAGCUGGACGUGAAGAUCAGUGGAGAGCCUCCUCCAACAAAGACCUGGUACCAGAACAAGGCCAGGCUGGAUAGCCAAGACAACCUGACCAUAGACUCGGAGGACUACAAGACCAAACUGUCCAUUGUCCUCAUUACCCGCAAGCAGACCGGCACUUACACUAUUAAGGCCGAGAAUGCAUCCGGCAGAGACGAGGCUUCCAUUGAGGUCACAGUCCUAGAUAAACCAGGCAAGCCAGAAGGCCCUCUGAAGAUCUCUGAUGUCCACAAGGAGGGCUGUACCCUCAAGUGGAACCCACCAGAAGAUGAUGGUGGUGUACCAAUUGAAUAUUACCAAGUUGAGAAAAUGGACACUGAAACAGGACGCUGGGUGCCAGCGGGCCGCUCCAAGGAGCCCAAGAUGGAUGUGGAGAAUCUUGUCCCUGGGCAAGAGUACAAGUUCAGGGUGAUGGCAGUCAACGCUGAGGGUGAAUCAGAGCCUUUGGAUGCUGACCAUCCGAUCAUUGCAAAGAAUCCAUUUGAUGAACCUGGCCCACCGGGCACACCAGAUAUCACAGACUGGGAUAGAGACUACGUUGACCUCAAGUGGCAACCACCAUCCAAGGACGGAGGCUCACCCAUCACUGGCUACAUCAUUGAGAAGAGGGAGAAGGGCAACCCCAAGUGGACCAAGGCCGCUGAGCUGCACAGCCCCGAGUGUAAGGGUCGCGCAGACAACCUCGAGGAGGGAGUGGAAUAUGAGUUCCGCGUGCGUGCCAUCAACGAGGCCGGACCAGGCGAGGCUAGCCAGCCCAGCAAGUCCAUUGUCACUAAACCGAGAAAAUUGGCUCCUAAGAUUGACCGUAGAAAUCUGAAGAACAUCACGAUAAAAGAAGGGGAACCCUUCAUGUUUGAUGUGAAGGUCCUAGGAGAGCCUCCUCCAGAGAUCACAUGGAUUCUGAACAACAAGGAGAUCCACAGCAACUCUGUCAAGCAGAUUGACAACGAACCCAAUCACACCAAGUUCUUCCACAAGAACCCUGAGCGUAAAGAUACUGGCAUUUACAAGAUCCAGGCCAUCAACAAAUACGGUUCCGACACUGCAGAAGUUGAGGUCACCGUUGUAUCUAAGCCUGGAAAGCCUGAAGGGCCCCUAGAGGUGUCCGAUGUCCACAAGGAUGGCUGCAAGCUGAAAUGGAAGAAACCAAAGGACGAUGGCGGAGAGCCAAUAGAGGGCUACCUGGUGGAGAAGUACGAUCCAGACACGGGCGUGUGGCUGCCGGUUGGCCGCUGCAAGGACCCUGAGAUGGAUGUGACAGGACUCACUCCAGGCCAUGAGUACAAGUUCCGGGUGAAGGCAAUCAACAAGGAGGGCGAAUCCGAGCCCUUGGAAACCCUAGGCUCCAUUGUUGCCAAGGAUCCAUUCACUGUACCAAGUGCACCUGGAGCGCCAGAUCCAGUUGACUGGAGUCAGAACCAUGUAGACCUCAUCUGGAAGGAGCCCAUCUCUGAUGGAGGCUCCCCCAUAACAGGCUACAUCAUUGAGAAGAAAGACAAAUACAGCACGAUAUGGGAGAAGGCUGUGGAGACCAACACAGCCACUCCGCAGGCAGUAGUCAGUGGCCUGAUUGAGGGCAAUGAGUACCAGUUCCGAGUAAUAGCAGUGAACAAGGCAGGACAGAGUGAACCCGGAGAUGCCAGCAAGAGUUUUACUGCCAAACCUCGAUUUUUGGCUCCAAGGAUUGACAGGCGCAAUCUACGUGAUGUCACAUUGUCAGCUGGCUCAACACUCAAGUUUGAUGCAAAUGUCAUCGGUGAACCUCCUCCAACCAUCGAAUGGAGAGCUGGAGGUGUUCCUCUCAAGAAUGGGAAGUACGUGACCGUUGACAACUCAGACUACAAUACGAAGUUGGUGAUCAGGCCGGUACAACGAGGUGACUCAGGCGAAUAUACAGUAACAGCAAGUAACAGUUCCGGACGAGACUCUGUCACUAUCAACGUCACUGUUACCGACAAGCCAGACAAGCCGCAAGGGCCACUGCAGGUGUCGGAUGUACACAAGGAGGGUUGCAAGCUGAAGUGGAAGAGGCCAAAGGAUGAUGGAGGCACUCCUAUUGAGUACUACCUUGUGGAAAAGUAUGAUCCACUGAAGGCUGCAUGGGUGCCUUGCGGAAGAUCUUCAGAGCCAGAGCUGGCUGUAACUGGCCUCACACCUGGACACGAGUACAAGUUUAGGGUUGCAGCAGUUAAUGCCGAGGGAGAAUCUGAACCCCUUGAGACCCUGGAAUCAAUCAUCGCUAAGAAUCCAUUCGAUGAACCUGGAAAGCCUGGAAACCUGAAAGCAACAGACUGGGACAAGGACCAUGUAGAUCUCAAAUGGGACCCACCCAAGGAAGAUGGUGGCUCACCGAUAACGGGAUAUGUAGUGGAGGUGAAGGACAAGUACGGCAACUGGGAGAAGGCUGUGACUGUUCCAGCAGGACAGACCUCCGCCACAGUUCCAGGGCUCACCGAGGGUGAACCCUACGUCUUCCAGGUGCGGGCCAUCAACGCCGCAGGACCUGGAGAGGCCAGUGAUCCUACACCCACCAUUUGGGCCAAGGCUCGCAACCAGCCACCCAAGAUCGACCGGACCAACUUGAUUGAGGUCCGCAUUAAGGCUGGGCAGAAUUUCAACUUUGAUGUGAAAGUAACUGGUGAGCCAGUGCCAAAAACCAAAUGGUUGCUGAACCGCUCUGAGGUCAGGACGGGUGAGAGGACUAAGGUGACACACGCAGACUACAACACCAAGCUGAGCGUGCGCAUGGCCACCCGCGCUGACUCUGGCAAGUACACAGUCCAUGCCGAGAACAUCAAUGGCCAGGACUCGGCAGACGUCAUUGUCACAGUCAUUGACAAACCCAGCCCUCCCAAUGGCCCUCUGAAGGUGUCCAAUGUACAUGCAGAAGGCUGUAAGCUGGCAUGGAAGCCACCUGAUGAUGAUGGAGGUCAGCCCAUCGAGAAGUACGUCGUUGAAAAAAUGGAUGAGGCUACAGGUCGUUGGGUACCUGCCGGAGAAACCAUUGGUCCAGAGACCUCUCUGGAUGUGGAAGGCCUUACUCCAGGACACAAAUACAAGUUCAGAGUGCGAGCAGUCAACAAGCAGGGCAAAUCUGACCCCUUGCAGACUGGUCAACCUAUUGAGGCUAAGAACCCAUUCGACGCACCUGGACAGCCAGGAAUCCCUGAAAUCAAAGACUAUGACCGAGACUUUGUGGAUCUCCAGUGGACAAGACCUGUUGAGGAUGGAGGCUCUCCUAUAACCGGAUACGUCAUUGAAAAGAAGGAGAAAUACAGCCCCAACUGGGAGAAAUGUGCUGAAGUAGAUGGAGAUGUGACCUCUGGUAAAGUGCCGGGACUCAUUGAAGGCAACCAGUAUGAGUUCCGAGUGCGGGCCGUCAACAAAGCCGGUCCUGGCGAGCCCAGCGAGGGAACUAAACCCCAUAUUGCUCGACCCAAGAACCUGGCACCUCGCAUCGACCGCAAUGCCAUGGUGGACAUCAAGGUGCGAGCUGGCCACAACUUUGAACUGGACGUGCCAGUGAUCGGCGAGCCACCUCCAAUCAAGGACUGGAGUCUUAAGGGCAAUAUGGUCCUCAACAGUGAUCGCAUCAAGGUGAUCAACGAGGACUACAACACAAAGUUGCGUGUGGUGGACGCCAAGAGGUCUGAUGCAGGCACAUAUACCUUGGUUGCCAAGAACAUCAAUGGAAAAGAUACCGCCACUGUCAACAUUUCAGUACUGGAUGUGCCAUCACCACCGGAAGGGCCACUGACACCAUUCAACAUCACCAAGAACUCGUGUCAGCUCCAGUGGCGACCACCCAAGGAUGAUGGAGGCUCAGACAUCACUCACUACAUCGUUGAGAAGAUGGAUGCUGAGAACCUGAGAUGGGUUCCAGUCACUGAGGUGUCGGGCACUCAGGCCAGGGUGGACCAUUUAAUCGAGGGACAUGACUACAAUUUCCGAGUGAAGGCUGUGAACAAGUUUGGAGAAUCAAUGCCUCUAGCGAUGUCUUCUCCAAUCACAGCCAAGGACCCCUACGGCAAACCUGACAAACCAGGCGCACCUGAACCAACUGACUGGGACAAAGAUCAUGUUGACCUGAAAUGGACUCCUCCCAAAAAGGAUGGCGGGUCACCUAUUACAGGAUACAUAAUUGAAAAACGAUCUCGAUUUGGACCAUGGGAGAAGGCUGCGGAAGUGGCUGGUAACGUGACCAAGGGCACCGUUCCCAACCUGACCGAGGGAGAAGAGUACGAGUUCCGAGUGAUUGCAGUUAACAAGGGAGGCCCAGGCGAACCCAGUGAGGCAUCGAAACCUGUCAUCGCCAAGCCUCGAUUCAUGGCACCUCAGAUAGACAAGCUGGCAAUGCAGGACCUUGUGGUAAGGGCAGGACAGAGGAUCAACUUCACCAUUCCUGUGGAAGCCUCGCCCAAGCCCAAGGCCGAGUGGUCAAUUAACGGUGUCCCAAUCAAGCCUGGUAACCGUGUUGAUAUGCAGGUCUACAACAAUCAGGUGCUGUUUGAGAUUCCUUUCUCAGUCCGCUCUGAUACUGGUCGCUACUCGUUGACUCUGACAAAUGACAUUGGCUCUUGCACUGCGUCUGCCAACGUUACUGUUAUUGACCGUCCAUCACCACCGGAAGGACCACUGGAAGUGAGCAAUGUCACUAAGGAAAGUGCACGACUGGCGUGGAAGGUACCUGUGGAUGACGGUGGUGCACCCAUCCUCCAUUACAUCAUUGAGAAGAUGGAUGUGUCACGAGGCACCUGGUCCGAUGCUGGCAUGUCCUCGUCUCUCUACCACGACGUCGUCAGGCUCAUCCAUCGCAAAGAAUACUUGUUCCGAGUAAAGGCAGUUAAUACUGUGGGAGAAUCAGAUCCUCUAGAGACAACAAAGACAACAAUUGCAAGAAAUGAAUUUGACGAACCUGAAGCGCCAGAAAAGCCACAGGUUGUGGACUGGGACGAGGACCAUGUUGACCUCCAGUGGGUCAAACCCAAGUCAGACGGAGGUUCUCCUAUCACAGAAUACAUUGUACAGAAGAAGGAGAAGGGCAGCCCAUACUGGACGAAUGCAGUCACAGUACCUGCUUCCAAGACUGCAGCCACUGUACCAGACCUGACUAAGGGCCAAGAGUACGAGUUCCGUAUCAUUGCAGUGAACUCUGCUGGACCCAGUGCUCCUAGCGAGCCCUCAGACCCUGUUGUCUGCAAGAAACGAUACUUGGCUCCCAAGAUCAUGACUCCUCUUAAGGACAUCACAAUCAAGGCAGGGCAGAUCCUGCACCUGGACAUUGACUUUAUUGGUGAGCCGCCACCAGAGGUCGUUUGGACCGUUGGUAGCCGUGACCUCAAGACCGACUCUCGCACAACUGUCACAUCCAUCGGCUACCACACCAUCAUCAAUACCGUCAACACCAAGCGGUCCGACAGCGGAACCUACCACAUUCUUUUGCGCAACAGCUCUGGCACUGACCAGGGUUCCUUCCAAGUCUCCGUUCUUGACCGCCCAGAUCCUCCUGGCGAGCCUCUUGUUUAUGAAGAGAUCACCUCGUCCAGUGUGACCCUCUCCUGGAAGCCUCCUAAGGACAACGGAGGCAGUGAAAUCACAGGAUAUGUGAUUGAGAAGCGAGACUUGACUCAUGGUGGAGGUUGGGUACCUGCAGUGAACUGGGUGAGCCCUGUAAACACUCAUGCCACAGUGCCGAGGUUGCUUGAGGGUACCAAGUACGAGUUCCGAGUGAUGGCAGAGAACUUGCAGGGUCGCUCGGAUCCUCUCACUACUGACAAACCUGUUGUUGCCAAGAACCAGUUUGAUGUUCCUGGACGACCGGGCAAGCCUGAGGCUACAGACAUUGACAGAGACCACAUCAAGCUGAAGUGGGCAGCUCCCAUCAGCAAUGGUGGCUCCACAAUCUUGGGUUACGAUGUGGAGAGGAGGGACAAGGCCACGGGCCGCUGGAUCAAGAUGAACAGAGAUCCUGUCAGGACAUGUGAGUUCUAUGACGACCACGUGCACGAAGGCAAGCAGUAUGAAUACCGUGUGAGCGCAGUGAAUGCUGCUGGAGCCGGCAAACCCAGCGAUGUCUCCGACGUUUACACAGCCAAGCUCAUGAGAGAAAAACCAAAAUUGCAUUUGGACGGACUUGUGGGUAAGAAGAUCAAGGUGAGGGUAGGGGAACCAAUCAUCAUAAACAUUCCAAUAAGUGGAGCCCCAACCCCCACUAUUGACUGGACCUUCAACGCAGGCCGUCUGCCCAUGACUACCAGACAUUCGACUGACACAACAAGCAAUAUGACAAAACUGAGAAUAGAGAACUCGAAUCGCAAUGAUUCCGGCAGAUACACAAUCACUGCCAAGAACGAGUAUGGAAAGGACUCUGCUGACAUCGAGGUGACAGUGGUGAACAAGCCCGGACAGCCAAGGGGUCCUCUAUCUUACGACUCGGUCACCCAGGACACAAUCUCUCUCUCAUGGCAUCCUCCAUCUGAUGAUGGUGGCAGUGACAUUACAGGCUACAUCGUUGAGAUGUCUGAAUACGGCUCAGACAGCUGGAAACCUGUGCCAGGCUUCUGUCCAAAGACAAACUUCACAGUGAAGGGCUUGACUGAGGGCAAGAAGUACGUGUUCAGAGUGCGUGCAGAGAAUAUCUAUGGUGUGUCAGAGCCCUUGGACGGUAAGCCCGUUGUGGCUAAGAGUCCCUUCGAUCCUCCUGAUGCUCCUAGCCAACCGGAGAUCCUGGGUUACACUCCUAACAGCUGCACCCUCACAUGGAAUCCUCCUACAUCUACUGGAGGAAAGCCUAUCUCAGGCUACUAUAUUGAAAAGAGGGAGCGGGGAGGUGAAUGGAUCAAGGUCAACAACUAUCCAACACCAAACACAACCUUCAAUGUCCAAGACUUACGCGAGGGUUCGCGCUAAAACGAGUUCCGGGUGAUUGCAGUCAACGAGGCUGGACCCGGAAAACCAAGCAAGCCCACAGAUUCCAUCACAGCAAAGGAACAAAAGAGGAAGCCAGAUGCUCCAGAGCCACCAAAGGCAGACAGAGUGACACGGGACAGUGUGACGCUGUCGUGGAGACCACCCAGACAUGACGGAGGCUCUAAGAUCAAGGGCUAUAUUAUCCAGAAGAAGAAGAAGGGAGAUGCUGAUUGGAGUGACGCUAACACCACACCAGUUCCCAAUACACUCUUCACGGUAACCGGGCUAAAGGAGGGUGAUGAGUACCAGUUCAGAGUGAUUGCUGUGAACGAUAUUGGUAACAGUGAUCCAAGUCGCCCCAGUGCUAGUAUUCUGGUAGAAGAGCAGGCGAACAAACCUUGCAUGGACCUGGGUGGAGUGAGAGACAUCACCGUGAGGGCUGGAGAGGAUUUCAGUAUCCAUGUGCCUUUUAUAGGCUUCCCCAUGCCCACCGCCUCCUGGUUCAAGGAUGACUCGAUCCUGGAUGACUCGGACUCUAGGAUUCACCGUCAGCUGACAGACUCGACUGCUACAUUCAUCAUGAAGAACUCAAAGAGGACCGACUCAGGCCAAUACAGACUGCAGCUACGCAACCCUUCAGGGUAUGAUACUGCUACCAUCAAUGUGCGAGUGCUGGACAGGCCUGCACCUCCCGAGAAUCUGCGUGCAGACGAGUUCGCUGGUGAGGCACUCACCCUCUACUGGAACCCUCCUAAGGACGACGGUGGAGCUGUCGUUUCCAAUUACAUUGUUGAGAAAAGAGAGAAGGGAUCUCCUACUUGGUCUAAGGUGAGCAGCUACAUAACAACUCCAUUCUGCCGUAUCCGCAACUUGAUCAUUGGCCGCAACUACGAGUUCCGGGUGAUGGCUGAGAACCAGUACGGAAUCUCAGAUCCUGCCACUACACCUGACUCCAUCAGAGCUAGACAUCCAUUUGACCCACCUGGACCUCCUGGUGCGCCACGUGGAAUUGAGUCUACUGAGGACUCCAUCACUAUCGGGUGGACCAAGCCCCGCCACGAUGGUGGUUCUCCAAUCACUGGCUACGUCAUAGAGAAACGUCUCAUCAGUGAGGAGAAGUGGACCAAGGCUUUGCACGCACACAUUCCAGACCUUACGUGCAAAGUAAUCAACCUGAUAGAAAACCAACAGUACGAAUUCCGAGUGGCUGCGGUGAAUGCUGCUGGCCAAGGACCAUUCAGCUCAUCGUCGGAACCCAUUUGGUGCCGUGCGCCUCCUUGUGCGCCCAAGAUCACGAGUGACCUCAGUAUAAGGGACAUGACCGUGAUUGCCGGGGAAGAGUUUACCAUCACGGUGCCCUUCAUCGGCAACCCCACCCCCAAACCCACCUGGACCAUCAACGGGCUGGAGGUCAUCACAGACUCCCGUAUUGAGUUCAAGACUUCUGCUAACUCGACGGUGUUCCACAACAAGUGUGCUAAGCGUGCCACAGACUCGGGCACCUAUACCAUCCACCUGGUGAACAACAUGGGUACAGACUCAGCAUCCUGCAGGGUUCUAGUUGUUGACAAGCCAAUGCCUCCUCAAGGUCCUCUGGAAGUGUCUGACAUUACUCCUGAGACCUGCUCUCUGUCCUGGAAGCCACCUCUGGACGAUGGAGGCUCUCCAAUCACCAACUACGUUGUGGAGAAACUUGAGACUUCCACUGGGGUUUGGACAAAGGUGAGCAGUUUCGUGCGCAAUUGCACGUAUGACGUGAUCGGUCUGGAACCAAACAAGAAGUACAACUUCCGUGUCCGAGCAGAAAACCAGUACGGCGUGUCAGAAGGAAUAGAGAUGGACUCUCCGAUGACAGCCAAAUUCCCAUUCACUGUUCCCGACCCUCCAGGGCAACCUCAGAUCACUGACUGGGAUACCAGCAAUGCCUCACUUAUGUGGGAGCGCCCAAGGAGCGAUGGUGGAUCCAGGAUACAGGGAUACAAAGUGGAGUUCAGGGAUGUGGCUGAAGACACACAGUGGCGUACUGCUAACGAUUACCUGGUCAAGGAACCGAACUUCAUCGUGCGCAGUCUGCUGUCUGGCCAUGACUACGAGUUCAGGGUGCGAGCCAAGAAUGCUGCAGGCUUCAGCAAGCCUUCCACUCCCUCCCAACACUUCAAGCUCAAGGGAAAAGCAAAGGUGCCAUCGCCACCAGGAACACCAACUGUGAUCAAGGUGGGCAAGAACUACGCAGAUCUCAAGUGGGAACCUCCAACCUCCGACGGAGGCAGCAAGAUCACAGGCUACAUUGUGGAGAAGAGAGAGGGUGGCACCGCUAUGUGGGCUAGGUGUAAUGACUACAACAUCAUGGAUUGCACUUUCACUGCUCUCAACUUGACGGAGAACUCAGACUACGAGUUCAGAGUGUUCGCCGUCAAUUCUGUGGGCAAGAGUGAACCGAGCUCAUGCACCAUGCCUGUUAAAAUCUGCGAGAUCGAAGGUGGGGAGAAGCCCGAGUUCAUCCAGACAUUGUCCAACGCAACCGUUCCUCUUGGAAGACUUCUCACACUUCAGUGUGAGGCCACUGGAAAACCAUUACCAAAGGCAAGGUGGCUGAAGAACGGGCGAGAACUUACAAUGGGAGUGCGCUUCCGCUCGGAGACCGCAGGAGGGGUGUUCAGAUUGCAUUUCUCUGAGGUCAAUGACACGGAUGAAGGUGACUACACCUGUGAGGCUUCCAACGCAGUUGGUUACGCAACCACUACAUCCAGAGUUAAAAUUGGAAAUCCACCUCGCAUUGACCGCAUUCCAACAGAACUGUAUCUACCAGAGGGUGAUAACAACAAGAUAAAGAUCUUCUACUCUGGAGACCAGCCUAUGGACGUGAUCUUGAGCAAGGAUGGCUCAGAAGUGAAGGAGUCAGUACACAUCAAAUACACAGUGUUUGAUGAAUAUAUCAUCAUCUUCAUCAAAGAAGUUACUAAAGAGGAUGCAGGAUCUUACACCUUGACUUGUAAGAACGCCAGUGGAAGUGCCUCUGGAAGCUUCACUGUGUAUAUUACUGGAAUCCCUGGACCGCCAAUUGGACCCUUGGAUGCCUCUCACAUCACAAAACACACCUGCACUCUCUCCUGGAACCCGCCAAAAUACGACGGCGGACUCAGGAUCACACAUUACGUUGUGGAGAGGAGAGACGUCAACAGUCAACACUGGAUCUGUAUAUCUACAUCCUGCAGGGAUACCACAUUCACGGUGCAAGGCCUGACUGAAGGCAACGAGUACCUGUUCAGAGUGAUGGCAGUCAACGACAACGGAAUGGGACCUCCUCUUGAAGGCCCCAACCCUGUCAAGGCUAAGUCACCAUUCGACAAACCAUCUGCACCUGGCAUCCCGACAGUGACCGAGGUCGGAGGAGACUUCGUAAACCUCAGCUGGGAAAAGCCGCUGUCCGAUGGAGGUUCACGCAUCCAGGGCUACUGGAUAGACAAGCAUGAGGUCGGCAGCGACACUUGGACUCGCGUCAACCUGUCCAUCUGUAUCACUACACAGAUCAACAUCUCUAACCUGAUUGAAGGCAGACAGUACGAGUUCCGAGUGUACGCGCAGAACGAGGCAGGACUCAGUCUUCCCUCUUCAGCCUCCAGCUCUGUCAAGAUCAAGGACCCACUUGCCGCAACUCCACCAGAGAUCGUCAAGCCUCUCAGAGGAGUGCAGACUAUUCAGAACCACAAUGCUCAGUUCCAGUGCACAAUCACUGGUACUCCAAGGCCUACAAUCACAUGGUACAAGGGUGCACGAGAAAUCACCCCUGGUGCACGACAUCACACGUUUGCAGAGGGAGACAACUAUACCCUCAUUAUCAACAAUGUGUACGGUGUAGACGCGGAUGAAUACGUCUGCCGUGCUGUCAACAAGGGCGGAGUGAAGUCUACAAAGGCCGAACUAGUUAUCAUGACCGCACCCAAGUUGAAUGUGCCUCCUCGCUUCCGAGACACAGCAUUCUUCGACAAGGGCGAGAACGUUAUUGUGAAGAUUCCCUUCACUGGAUAUCCUAAACCGAAGAUCACUUGGUACAGAGGAGAAGAGAAGAUUGAAUCUGGUGGUCACUACGCAGUCGAAGUCAAGGAACGCCACGCUAUCCUGACUAUGCGCGAUGCCAGCAAGUUCGACACAUCACAGUACAGGAUCGUGGCUGAGAAUGAUCAAGGCGUGGACUCAGCGAUCAUCAACAUUCAGAUAAGCGACCACCCGGAUCCACCCAAGUUCCUGACUGUAGAAGACAUCGGUCAUGACUCUCUGGCCCUGACAUGGAAGCCCCCAGUAUGGGACGGAGGCAGCAACAUCACAAAUUACCUGGUGGAGAAGAGAGAACACCCAAUGUCCAGCUGGAUCAGAGUGGGCAACACCAGAUUCACCACAAUGGCCGUAACAGGCCUGAGCCCAGGACACCAGUACGAGUUCCGUGUGUACGCUGAAAACGUGUACGGAAGGAGCGAUCCUAGCGAGGUUACAGGUCUUAUCACCACCAAGAGCUCUGGCAAGAAGCCAAUCAAGAAGAGACAAUAUGAAGUUGAUCAAACCGGCAAAAAGAUUAGAGGCACAUCAGAUGAGAAAGUCAAGGAUUAUGACCAUUAUGUGUUUGACAUCUACUCCAAGUUUGUCCCACAACCUGUUGAUAUUAAGACCGACUCCGUUUACGACUAUUACGACAUUUUGGAGGAGAUCGGAACCGGCGCAUUUGGAGUGGUUCACAGGUGCAGAGAACGCAAGAGUGGAAACAUCUUCGCCGCCAAGUUCAUCCCAGUCUCUCACAACAUGGAGAAGGAGCUCAUACGCAAGGAAAUUGACAUUAUGAACCAGCUUCACCAUCCCAAACUGAUCAACCUACAUGAUGCGUUUGAGGAUGAUGAUGAAAUGGUUCUGAUCUUUGAGUUCUUAUCUGGAGGUGAGCUGUUUGAGCGAAUAACAGCCGAAGGUUACACCAUGAGUGAAGCAGAGGUUAUCAACUACAUGCGACAGAUCUGUGAAGCCAUCAAACACAUGCACGAGAAGAACAUCAUCCAUCUUGAUAUCAAACCGGAGAAUAUUAUGUGCCAGACGAAGCACAGCACAAACGUUAAACUGAUUGACUUUGGCCUCGCAACAAAACUGGAUCCAAACGAAGUGGUUAAGAUCUCAACAGGAACAGCUGAGUUUGCUGCUCCUGAGAUCGUUGAGAGGGAACCUGUUGGUUUCUACACAGACAUGUGGGCUGUUGGUGUCUUAGCCUAUGUACUACUCAGUGGGUUGUCACCGUUUGCCGGUGAGAACGAUAUCGAGACCCUGAAGAACGUUAAGGCCUGUGAUUGGGACUUUGAUGAAGAAGCCUUCGCAAACGUCUCAGCUGAAGGAAAAGACUUUAUCAAAAGACUCUUAGUGAAGAACAAAGAAAAGAGAAUGACUGCGCAUGAGUGCCUCCUACAUUCCUGGUUGACCGGUGACCAUAGUGAUCGAUCUGCCGCCAUCAACUCAUCGCGCUACACCAAACUGCGAGACAAGAUCCGCAGCAAGUAUGACCACUGGGAGGACUUUGUACUGCCACUCGGUCGCUUGUCCGAAUACAGUUGUCUACGGAAACUACUCAUUGAGAAGUACCGCAUCCACGAAACAUCAUUCGACCGCAGGCAAGCGGCGCCACGGUUUGUGAUAAAGCCAAACAGCGCAUUCGCGUACGAGGGACAGAGUGUCAAGUUCUACUGCCGGGUGAUCGCAGUGGCCACACCGACACUGACCUGGUUCCACAACAACCAGGAGUUGCGGCAGAGUGUCAAGUUCAUGAAGCGCUACGCGCACGACGACUACACCUUCAUCAUCAACAGAGUCAAGUUGGAAGACAGAGGAGAGUACAUCAUCCGGGCCGAGAACCAUUAUGGCUACCGAGAAGAAGUUGUUUUCCUGAAUGUCCAACCGUUACCAAAGACUGUGCCCACGUACAAGCCAGAAGUGCACCCCGUCAGGCGGCGUGAGCCACUGGCCUAUAACUUCUGGCAAGAGGAGUCAGAGAGUGCACCUUGCUUCACAUUCCUGCUGCGGCCCCGUGUCAUGCAGUUCCGCCAAACUUGCAAGUUGCUCUGCUGCCUGAGUGGCAAACCUGUACCUACCGUGAAAUGGUACAAGGGUGCCCGUGAACUUUCCAAGUAUGACUAUACCAUGACCCACUCAGACGGAGUGGUGACUCUGGAGAUUAUCGACUGCAAGCCCGAAGAUUCUGGAAAGUACCGUUGCGUUGCUACGAACGUCCAUGGCACCGAUGAAACUAGCUGUGUUGUUAUUGUGGAAGGCACAGGUGAAACAGACGACCAGGCUGUCUUAGCACAUAACUUGAUGUAUUCCGGAGACCGCAGGUAUAUCGAGCAACCUCUGCGCUCGGCUCAGACGAUCAUCACCAACAGGAGUCUGGUGACUUCCAGUAACACCAACACUUCAACCAACACCUCCUCCAACUACAACCGCAGCCAAAUCUCGACCUCACAGACAACAAGCCACAACUCAACAUCAACCAACACCACAUCAGACAAAAAGACAAUGAAGAAGUAUGGCAGUAAACUGGGAGAUAGCAAAAGCAGUCCUUCACGAUCAAGAAGUGCCACCAAGGAACUGAUCCUGCCCCCAGAUGACUCUAUGUGCCCACCAGAGUUCACACAGAAGCUGAUUGACCGAUCAGUCAAUGAUGGAGAGCCCUUGGAGCUCACCUGCUACAUCAAGGGAGAUCCGGACCCUCAGGUCACGUGGCUAAAGAAUGGAAAGACGCUGAGGUCAUCUGAUGUAGUUGACCUCAAGUACCGUAACGGCCUAGCAACCCUUAACAUUGCAGAGGUCUUUCCAGAAGACGAAGGCGAAUACGUCUGUAGAGCCUCUAACUCCUUGGGUACCGUCGAAAGCAAAUGCAAGCUCACAGUCAUAGCGACCAACACUGCAGUCCCAUUGAAACCUGGGGAGAAGGACAGUGCUCCCAGGAUAGUCAGCCACCUCAAGUCGGAGUUUGUGAAGGACGGAGACCCAGUUGUGUUGUCCGUCAGGAUAAUAGGAGCUCAGAAGUUUGAUGUGAUUUGGCUACACAACAACAAGGAAAUAAAGCCCAGCAAAGACUUCCAAUACACUAAUACGGCAAAUAUUUACAAACUGAACAUUGCUGAAAUCUUCCCUGAGGAUUCCGGCAUCUACACGUGUGAGGCGUUCAAUGACCAGGGAGAGUCUUUCAGCAGUUGUACGCUUACAGUUUUAGUUCCAAACGAACAACCCAAAAGUCCAGUGUUCAAAACAUUCCCGCGGUCAGCAACCGUGCAAGAAGGAGAAAGCAUAGAAUUCGACUGUGAAUUUAAGGAUGCCCCAACAAAAGUAACGUGGUUUAAGGAUGCAACUCCAAUUGAUGAAGGAAGUUCAAAAUACGAAUUUGUACAAGCUGGAAAGAAAUUCCAGUUCAAAAUUUUGAGUGGUACAAGCCUGGAUAUGGGCCAGUAUGUUGUCAAAGCAACAGAUAAGACUGGGGAAUCAUCAGCUGCUUUCUCCGUUAAUGUGUAUUCGUCCGGUGAAUUAUAAAUAAAUAAAAUAAAGAACUUUCUGGUAAGUCCUUCAUCUUCCAAGAAGAAAAAAUGCAAUCGUCUUCGGCGCAUUUCCUUGAAUAGUUUCGUCAUUAUGUCCAUCAAAGAAAAAAUCACAAAAAAAGGAGUCACUAAUUUUCCCAAUACUCACCAAUUGCUUAAUACAUGUACAUUUCUGUAAUGUACUCGUAAAUAUUUAAAUAAAUGUAAUUUAUUAUUUUAAUUACUUAAA
Homalodisca vitripennis (glassy-winged sharpshooter) is the source of this 27802-nucleotide messenger RNA. Its product is annotated as twitchin-like. Gene Ontology annotation, molecular function: protein kinase activity; ATP binding; protein binding. NCBI's taxonomy places the organism in Eukaryota, Metazoa, Arthropoda, Insecta, Hemiptera, Cicadellidae. Gene Ontology annotation, biological process: protein phosphorylation. The record is from RefSeq and is a predicted model, not a curated record.